Molecule: messenger RNA, 915 nt
Organism: Spea bombifrons (plains spadefoot toad)
Lineage: Eukaryota; Metazoa; Chordata; Amphibia; Anura; Pelobatidae
Product: tetraspanin-18-like
Exons: 7
Coding region: 1-915 (304 amino acids)
Cellular component (GO): membrane
Source: RefSeq, a predicted model, not a curated record
AUGGGAAUUUUAAUGUUAAUGAAGUAUAUGAUGUUUCUCUUCAAUGGUCUUAUAUUUCUGGGUGGCAUUUGCCUUUUAGGCAUUGGUAUAUGGAUUGUUGCAGAUCCAGAUGGAUUUCAAAGUAUCUUUACAUCUAAUCCAUUGCUAUAUGCUGGGGGUUACAUCUUGCUCUUUGUGGGGCUGGCGCUGUCGUUAGUAGGAUUCCUGGGAUGUUUUGGAGCAAUUCGGGAAAACAGAUCAUUGUUAUUAUUGUUCUUCAUGCUGAUUUUGCUAUUCUUCACCGUGGAACUUGUUGGUGUUAUUCUUGCACUAACAUAUCAAAAACUGAUCAAGGAAGAACAUUUUCUUGUUGAGUUGCAGAAAUUUUACAAAGGCGACAACUCCACCGAAGUCUUCAGUCAAUCCUGGAACACCAUCAUGAUAGCACUAUCUUGUUGUGGCAUAUCUGGACUAAGUGAUUUUGACAACAGAUCCCAUUUCCAUUACAUUUAUCCUUUGACACCGUGGCCUGAUGCCUGCUGCAGUCGUGAUGAUCCUGUUUUGUCCGGGAUAAUUCUUGACAGGGAGCAGUGCAUGCAGAAUAAGCCAGGCUUCAUCAAUAAUCAGGGUUGCUUCAUCACGAUUAGCCGAAGUUUAAAGAAAUACAUUUCCGUAGCAGUAUAUGUUGUUUUAGGAGUUCUUGGAAUUGAGGGUUCCUAUGACCAGGUCAUUCGCCUAACAAAUGAGGUGUGUCUGGAGUUGAGAUGGUGGUUGUACCACAUGGAGGCAUGGAAUGGUCAGGCCAUUUUUGGGCACGCCCCAGAUUUCUACCUGGAAUCAGACUCCAGCCUUCUGGGUUGGGGAGCAGCCUGCAAAGACUCAGCCACGGGUGGACUCUGGACAAAAGAGGAGAAAAGUUUCCACAUCAAGAGUUGA